ACGGGUGAAGUCGCGAUUUGAAAAAGGAGGAUCUGGCUCCGUGGUCCCGCCAUGAAGAUUCUGUUGGAAAUUUGUGCGGACACGUACGAAUCGGCCGUGGCCGCCAUCGAUGGUGGUGCCGAUCGGAUCGAGCUCUGUGCGGCCCUCAGUGAAGGUGGCCUCACUCCGUCGGUUGGACUGCUACGGAAGGUGAAACAGUACUUGGCCGAAAGCAAGCGGGACCCCGCGGUGCCCAUCUACUGUAUGAUUCGAUGCAGAGGCGGAAGCGAUUUUCGAUACGACCAGGCCGAGAUGGAGAUUAUGCUUACGGAUUUGGUGUUACUUCGCGACAACGGUGCCGAUGGGUUUGUAUUCGGCGCUCUCGAUGAAACCGGCACCGUACAUCGCGGUCACUGUGAGCAGGUGGUAAAGGCUGCGCGAGAGGGAAGUAGUAAAUGCCUUCCACUUACAUUCCAUCGGGCUAUCGAUUGCACGGCGGAAGAUAACCUCCGAGAUAACCUACAGACGAUUGCUGAACUCGGAUUCUCUACUGUGCUUACCAGUGGCCUGAAGCCAAUCGCCCUGCGGGGGCUCUCAACGAUCGUUCGAAUGCAGCUAAUUGCUGAUGAAAUGUACGGGAGUACCAAGCAACAUCUUCAAAUCAUGCCCGGUUCUGGCGUCACGACGGAAAAUGCUUUGACCAUACUGAAGAGUACCGGUUGCCUAGCGAUUCAUGGUUCGGCGAGCGUGUCAAAACCCACCUCUGGCCAUGGUGCGAUCACGAUGGGCCACAGUAACGUAGAUGCGCUGCCAAUGAAGGUUUGUAGUAAAGCCAUCGUUAGCGAAUGGCAGCGAUUGAUCAAAGCUGCAUUCAACCCAAAACCAGCAUGAAACUUCACAUUCCUAGCCUCUAUGGUUCAAUAAAAAAAACCAUUGCUCCUGUGGAUUGUACAUCCCAUA
Messenger RNA from Anopheles aquasalis, 939 nucleotides. Its product is annotated as copper homeostasis protein cutC homolog. The record is from RefSeq and is a predicted model, not a curated record. NCBI's taxonomy places the organism in Eukaryota, Metazoa, Arthropoda, Insecta, Diptera, Culicidae. Gene Ontology annotation, molecular function: copper ion binding.